AUGGAUGGAGCUAAGAGUAAGCAACAGCUCAGCAUUCGGCGAACGACAUUGCUUGCGUCACUGAGCCGAGCCCAGCAGUUUCUACAGGGGUACGUGGCCGACCGCGAUGCUCUGCAAGUGGCCAUUCGGUUGGAGAAUUUAGAAGUUUUAUGGCAAGGUCUGGAGGAUACUCAAACGGCUCUGGAGGAGAUGGAAACAGAUAACGAAGCGAUGAAUCGAGGCUAUAGCAACACGGGUGGAAAUUCACAGCAUUCAGCACAAAUAAACGUGGCAACGUCAACUAUCGAGCAUUUCACACCGCAAUCAAUCGCGGCUAUCAACGAAGUUCAAGGGUCGAAAAUUCUCGCGCACGCAGCACGAAAUGAGAAUGUGUUUAUGCUCACUGUAGUUCUAAUCAUCGUUGAUGCCUACGGUCAAAAUCAUUUUGCUAGAGCCUUGUUAGACUUCGCAUCACAGCCCAACAUAAUCAGCGAACGAAUGGCUCAAAUUCUCCGGCUCAAGCGAAAUAAGGUGAACGUUCAGCUUCAUGGUCCAGGUGGUAUUGCAGUUCGUUCCACCGACUCAGUGUUCACCCAAAUUCACUCUAGGAAAGAAAACUUUUCGCGUGACGUAGAGUUCUUGAUCCUACCGCGAGUAACAGCUGAUAUGCCUGCGAGCGAUAUUUCGAUUGAUAACUGGAGCAUCCCCAAAGACCUUUUCCUGGCAGAUCCAAACUUUAACAAGCGAGCAGAAGUUGAUAUGAUAAUCGGCCUUUCACAUUUCUUUGCUUGCUUUAAAACUGCUGCACGCGUGCAUUUGGCACAAGAUUUACCCGAGUUAGUUGACAGUGUCUUCGGUUGGAUUGUCGCAGGCUCAGGUGAUCAUAUUCCCAACUCUGCUGAUCAAGUGCAGUGCAAUGUUUCAACAACUUGUCUCGUCUCUCUCGAAGAAAACUUAGAGCGCUUCUGGAAAAUAGAGGAACUUCCCCCGCACUCGGAUUAUUCUGUCGAAGAACGCCAAUGUGAGACUAUCUACGCAUCAACCGUCACAAGGGACAGUACUGGCCGAUAUACUGUGCGCCUACCACGCCAUCCGGACUUUGAUGCCAGGGUAGGGAACUCCAAACUGGCGGCGCUUCGAAGAUUCAAACUUCUAGAGCAAAGGCUCGAUCGAAAUCCCACACUGAAGAAAGAGUAUCACGACUUCAUGAAAGAAUACCUCACUCUCGGUCAUAUGUGCCAAACCCCCAAGGACGAUGAGCAAAAUUUCAAAGCCACACGCACCUUGCAGCAGUUAGCCGACGACGAAGGCGUGGCUUAUCCCAUCGCAGAGCCAAUUCUACGCAAAGGGUUCUACGUAGACGACUGUUUAGGCGGUGAACAAUCGGUUGAAAAGGCAAUUCAGCUGCGUGACGAAUUAAUCGAGCUACUUCAGAAAGGUGGAUUCAGUCUGCGAAAAUUCACGUCCAACAAAUUAGAAGUUCUACAUGGCCUGUCCCCAGAGCAAGUAGGCACACAAUCAUCUCUUACUUUCACCUCCCAAGAAACGGUCAAAACAUUAGGAGUAGGCUGGGAACCUGAACACGACAUGCUUCGUUUCGAGUCCAACGUAAAGCACCCCGAGGAUGUUGCAACCAAAAGGUCGAUUUUAUCGUCCAUUUCGCAGCUCUUCGAUCCGCUUGGACUAAUAGCACCAGUUGUGAUACGUGGGAAGCUGCUUAUGCAAGAGUUGUGGUUGAUGCAAAGUGAAUGGGAUCAACCAGUUCCAACGAUUAUCAAAGAGAAAUGGUACGCGUACUAUAAGAAUCUUCCUAAAAUUGCCGAAUUUCGCACCGAACGCUAUGCUUUCUUGCCGAAUGCUUCAGUUAAACUGCACGUGUUUUGUGAUGCUUCAGAAGCAGCCUUUGGAGCAUGUGUCUACGCACGGUCAGCCGAUACCAAAGAAAACAUAAGAGUUCAGCUACUUGCAUCUAAGUCUCGGGUCGCCCCCUUGAAAAGAAUUACUCUGCCUAGACUUGAACUUUGCGCUGCUGUCAUUGGCGCCCAGCUACAUGCGCAUGUGGUGAAUGCUCUUCAAAUCGAAAUUAGCGAAUCUCGAUUUUGGUCAGAUCCGACGGUGGUACUCCAGUGGUUACAGUCUCCACCAAACACAUGGAAGACGUUCGUUGCCAAUAGGGUUUCUGAAUUACAAUCCAGCACUCACGGCGCACGAUGGAGUCACAUUUCCGGUAAGGAAAAUCCGGCAGAUUUGAUAUCCCGAGGAAUGAGAAUGGACGAUUUCCUUUCAAGCGAUUUAUGGAAACAUGGCCCACACUGGCUUCGUCAAGCAGAGAAUGAAUGGCCUGCUCCGACAAUGCUCCCGGCGUUAACCGACAACGUAGAGGUUAAAAAAGUUUUCGUCGCCGUGAUUCAUAACAAACCGGGGGUUAAUCCAAUGUUUACCCGCUAUUCGUCGCUUGAUAAAUUGAUUCGCGUAACUGCGCACUGUCUUCGAUUUGUCGGUAACAUGCGCUCUAAAACUCGCACGCAUCCUAGCGUUACGACUGAUUUGCUCCCCGGCAAGUGUUUAUCGGCAAAACGAAUAUCGGAUGCCCAAUCACACUUAGUACAACUUGCUCAAGCGGAUGCAUUCCAUGAUGAGCUGAAAGAACUAAAAAGAGGAAAUACUGUGUCAAAACAUUCAUCGGUUCGAUUACUUAGCCCUUUCAUAGACCAGAGGGGAACACUCAGAGUGGGGGGUAGGUUGAGAUUAUCUGACGAAUCCUUUCACGCAAAACAUUCUGCUCUAUUGCCAAGCUAUCAUCCAUUUACCCGAUUACUUCUCACAUCCUACCAUCUCAAGUUGCUUCAUGGUGGUGGCCAACUCACUCUAGCCACUGUGCGUGAAGAAUACUGGCCCCUAAAUGGAAGGCGGAUGAUGCGAAGCAUUAUACGAUCAUGUGUUAAAUGUGUCAGAGCAGAUCCAGUUCCAAUCCAACAGCGUAUUGGUCAAUUGCCCGUACCCCGAAUCACUGCAAGCAGACCUUUCACCGUUACUGGCGUUGACUACGCUGGACCAGUUUACCUACGAGCACCGCAUAAACGAGCCGCGCCACCAAAAGCAUAUAUUAGCGUUUUUGUAUGUUUUUCAACGAAGGCGGUGCACCUAGAACUCGUCUCCGAUCUAACAACCGCUGCCUUUCUAGCCGCUUUUCGGAGAUUCACUUCUCGUCGCGGUUUACCCACCCACGUUCACUCCGAUAAUGGAAAGAAUUUUCAAGGAGCAAAAAACGAACUACAGGAGUUAUAUCAACUGCUAUCAAAUGAGAACGAAAUUUGCAAAAUCCAAUCCAAGCUUGCCAGUGAUGGAAUUACUUGGCACAUGAACCCACCAAAGGCUCCACACUUCGGGGGUCUUUGGGAAGCAGCAGUAAAGGUAGCCAAGAAACACCUUCACCGCCAAUUGGGCAACGCGAGACUUUCAUUCGAGGAUAUGUGCACGGUGCUGGCGCAAAUCGAGGCCAGCAUGAACUCCCGUCCGUUGACACCAUUAACAGAGGAUCCAAACGAUCUUAACUCGCUCACUCCGGGGCACUUUCUCAUCGGAAACGCGAUACACUCAAUGCCAAAUCCGGAUGUCCGAUGCAUCCCAACUAAUCGCCUCGACCAUUAUCAGCGAAUGCAAUUGCUGCAUCAACAAUUUUGGCAUAGGUGGCGAACGGAAUAUCUGCAGGAACUGCAACGCGAGACGAGCGUUCGUUCAGCAAACACGAACAUUAAACCCGGACAGCUGGUAGUCAUCCUCGACGAAUUCCUCGCGCCGCUAAAAUGGCCGCUGGCGCGCAUCAUCAGUAUACAUCCUGGCCCCGACGAUCUCGCUCGUGUAGUUACUUUGCGAACUGCUAAAGGCGUCAUUCAACGACCGGUAGUAAAAAUCUGCUUGCUACCAACACAGCAUGAUGAAACAGCGUCUGCAGACACAUCGACAACAAAGGAAAACAUCCCACAACCAGUCCCAACAGAUGAUGAUCCGGAUCACAGCACUGCGGAAGAAAAUUUAUAUAGUCAUUAA
This is a messenger RNA of Topomyia yanbarensis, 4029 nucleotides long. RefSeq lists its product as uncharacterized. The transcript has 3 exons. Gene Ontology annotation, biological process: DNA integration. Bases 1 to 4029 code for a protein of 1342 amino acids. Gene Ontology annotation, molecular function: nucleic acid binding. NCBI's taxonomy places the organism in Eukaryota, Metazoa, Arthropoda, Insecta, Diptera, Culicidae. The record is from RefSeq and is a predicted model, not a curated record.